UUGUCGUCGCCCGUAAUACAACAGCAACUGGACAUACGACAUGGCUCAACAAGGAUACGCAGUAGUCGAUGUGGACGAAGAGCCCUCUGGGUCUCGAGGGCGCGGGCUAGAGUUUCAAUCCUUCCUAGACUCUGAUAGCAGUCGAGCAAAUCAAUCCUCGUCGACGCCUCGGGAGGCCCCUUUCAGUCUCUUCAAUUUGGCCUAUUAUCAGACAUACUUUGAUGUAGAUACCAACACGGUUCUCAAGCGCGUUGGGAUGGCCAUGAUACCGCGUCCGGACUUUAUAGCUGAGAUCUGCGACGGUCAAAUUGACAUAUAUGGUCCGUUCUGGACCCUCACUACCCUCAUCCUCAUUCUCUACACCACGUCGACUUUGACCAUAUCAAUUGCGCAAUAUCUCAACUCUGAUCCUGUCAGCUCCAGUCUCCCUUUGCUUUCCACUGCUACAUCAACUGUGUACCUAUAUGGCCUGCUUGUACCGUCUCUUCUAUGGGGAGCUACAAAAUGGCUUGGGAUAGGCGAAUGGGGGAUUGCCGAGGUCCUGGGGGUCUAUGGCUAUUCCAUGGGAGUGUUCAUCCCCAUCAGUCUACUCUGUCUGAUCCCGGUUGGUAUUGUAAGAUGGGUUUUAAUCAUCCUGGGAGGCAUAAGCUCAGGCUACUUUCUUGUGCGCAACAUAUAUCCAGUCCUUGCAUCAGCAGAAAACAAGUUUGCACAGCUUCUCAUUGGUGCUGUAGUGGCACUUCAUGGAAUCAUGAUCAUUGCCAUGAAAGUCAUAUUUUUCUCCAAUUCUGUUGUUGGUCCUGAUCCCAUCAAUGAUCAACUACCUUGAGUAUCUGAAAUGUUAUCAUCCAUGCAUAACAAUUCUCAAAGAGAACAAAUGAGGAUGUGGGAUGAGCAAGGUCUUAUGGAGGAAACAGGGUGGUUGAGUGUUGAUGAAGUGACCUAUGUGAUAUUUAUUGAUCUGCAAGGAGAAGAUAGAAGGGGAAGGUAACAAUCACAGCCCAUGUCUUCUAAUGGACUAGCACACAAGAGAGCAGCGGCCCAUGGCUGUAGGCUUAACAAAGCCCCACAACCACUAGAGCGGAGCUUGCAAUACCAACAGAAAGAGAAAAAACAACAACAAGUAUGGGAUCUGUGACUCUGC
Messenger RNA from Cryptococcus amylolentus CBS 6039, 1144 nucleotides. RefSeq lists its product as hypothetical. Bases 41 to 829 code for a protein of 262 amino acids. Gene Ontology annotation, biological process: vesicle-mediated transport. Gene Ontology annotation, molecular function: small GTPase binding. Gene Ontology annotation, cellular component: Golgi apparatus; membrane. Lineage: Eukaryota; Fungi; Basidiomycota; Tremellomycetes; Tremellales; Cryptococcaceae. The record is from RefSeq and is a predicted model, not a curated record. The transcript is spliced from 8 exons.